UAUAUAUUUUUUUUUUUUUUUGCAGUUUUUGGCCAGAGCUGGGUUUGAACCCGCCACCUCCGGCAUAUGAGGUCUGCGCCCUACUCCGUUGAGCCACAGGCAUUGCCCCUCAUUAAUAUAUUUUUUAAACACAUACGGUUAGGAAACGCAGUCAUUAUGGAAAGAAACAAAAUAGAAAGUAACACUCCCAAACACUGAUCUUCCCCCCAAAAAGUAUUUUUGUUUCCUUCCUUUAGGUAUUUAUGCUUAUACCAGAAUAUGAAAAUUUAAUUUACCCAAAGUGAUAAUACUAUCCAUGUUAUUCUGUACCUUGCUUUGUUAGAAUAUUAAAAAUAAUUUUUUUUUUUUUUUUUUUUUGAGACAGAGUCUCAAGCUGUCACCCUGGGUAGAGUGCCAUGGCAUCACAGCUCAUAGCAACCUCAAACUCUUGGGCUUAAGCGAUUCUCUUACCUCAGCCUCCCAAGUAGCUGCGACUACCGGUGCCUGCUACAACGCCCGGCUAUUUUUUUUGUUGCAGUUGUCAUUUUGUCUGUGUGUGUGUUUGAAAUGUUGAGAAUCUAUUUACAUUUUAUUUUUUUUGUUGUUUUUUUCCUUGCAUCUUGUAUAUGAUUUUUAUUUAUCUCUUUAAAAUGAUUCUUUUUUUUUUUUUUUUUUGUAGAGACAGAGUCUCACUGUACCGCCCUUGGUAGAGUGCCGUGGCUCACACGGCUCACUGCAACUUCUAACUCUUGGGCUUAUGCAAUUCUCUUGCCUCAGCCUCCCGAGCAGCUGGGACUACAGGCGCCCACCACAACGCCCGGCUAUUUUUUUUUGUUGUUGUUGCAGUUUGGCCGGGGCUAGGUUUGAACCCGCCACCCUCGGCGUAUGGGGCCGGCGCCCUACUCACUGAGCCACAGGUGCCGCCCUUUUGCUGUGGUCUUAUAGCAGAAAGCACAGAUAGGAAAUUGAAGAGUGUAGUGCCUAAGGACGCUAGUUCUGAAACGCCUGAAUACCAGUCCCGGAUCCACUACUAGCUAUCUGAUUUGGGGCUCAGGAAAGAAAAUUCUUACAGGAGUAGCAAGGAUGGAGUUGAUGGUUCCUUUGGGCACUUUCUUCUUAAAGGGAUGAUAUCACCUCUUCCCUGGUGAAAGUCUGAGGACGUAGACUUUUUUCUCACUAUGAGUGUUACCCCAGUGGUCAAGAGUCGUGGGAUGAAAUUUGCAGAGCAGCAGCUGCUAAAGCACGGAUGGACUCAAGGGAAAGGCCUGGGCCGGAAGGAAAAUGGCAUCACCCAGGCCCUCAGGGUGACAUUGAAGCAGGACACUCAUGGGGUGGGACAUGAUCCUGCCAAGGAGUUCACAAACCACUGGUGGAAUGAGCUUUUCAACCAGACUGCAGCCAACCUGGUGGUGGAGAGUGGACAGGAUGGAGUACAGAUAAGGCGCCUUUCUAAGGAGACCACCUGUCAAAAUCGUCCCAAGCCCAACUUGCUGUAUCAGAAGUUUGUGAAGACAGCCACCCUGACUUCCGAGGGAGAGAAGCCAGAGAGAGACUUAGAGAGCUGCAGUGACGAUGACAACCAGAGGCCCAAGCUCCCAAAGAUUCUGACUGACGAGAUGCUGCUCCAAGCCUGUGAGGGGCGAACAGCACACAAGGCUGCCCGCCUUGGGAUUACAAUGAAGGCCAAGCUUGCUCGGCUAGAGGCCCAGGAACAGGCUUUCCUGGCUCAUCUCAAAGGCCAGGACUCUCAGGCCUCUCAACCACAGUCAGAGAGCAAGCCACCCAAAAAGAAGAAAAAGAAAAGAAAGAAAGAGGAGGAAGAGGCUACAGCAACUGAAAGGAACGCAGAUGAGAAGUGCCCAGAACACACUGACCAGAGUGUCAGGAAAAGCAAGAAGAAAAGGCACCACCAAGAAGAAAAGGUCUUAGACGAGACAGUGGGAACAGCUAUAGGGGAUGAGGAGGAAGAGGCUACAGGAAUAGGUGGGCUGAGGGAAUUGAGCAGAGAGCCAACUGAUCAGUCCCCCAGGAAAAAGAAGAGAAAAAAGAGGCAGCACCAUGAAGAAAAGAAAAUGGGGGUCUCGGAUAAAGGAGGAAGACAUAAAGAGACUACCAGUGCUGUCAGGAUAGAGGAGGGAGAAAACACAGCACAUACUGACCCAUGCAGCAGAAGCAAGAAGAGGUGGCACCAGGAGGAUUUGAACUUAGAAGACGAUGAAGUUGAGGGAACCAUUCUAGACACUGGGACCAGGGAAGCAGAGGACAGAGCACACAGGAGAAGCAGGGGAAGCAAGAAGAGAACACAGCAGCUUGGAGGGAGGGAUGUGAGGGAUAAAAGAGGUGAGAAGGACAGGACUAAGGAGGCAGAGAACAGACCACACUCUGGCACAAGCAACAGCCAGAGGAAGAAAGCGAGAAUCAGCAGUGGCCAGAGAGCCAGAAAGAAGAAACAGAAGAGAGACUGAAGGUCUGCUCAAGGUGGGGCUCAACUGAUUCGCUUUCAGGAGUUGAAGCCUUAGAGACCUGGGUCAACGCAAGUCUUCUGUGCUCCCCUGAAUAAGGAGUAACUGAGCUCUGGAACAUGAGUUUGCUGAGAGCGAGUGUGAUGCCACCAUACCUUAGUGUAGGGAGUGGGCAGUCCCUUCUGUAGCUUCUAACCCCAAGACCAUAAGUCAGGUGCCUAUAAGCCAGGUGGGUGAGACAAGGAACGUGGGGGCUGUGGGAACUGGAACACAGGUACCCCCUGAGGGGUCAUCUCUGCUAAAAGAAGCCAAAAAUGUAUACUAAUGUGAAAUCUGAUUUUUAAAUAUUGUGAAGUCUUAAGAAAAACAAAUCCAGGCUUUGGGGCUAGUGUCAGUCCAUGGGAUUGCCAGUUUCUGGCACAAGCAGAUGAAUGAAUAAACAUCAAGUUGGGCUUCAGCCUACAGAUAAUUCCAGACUGGAAUCUCCAUUCCCAGCCUAGAGAAGUCCUGAAAACAAAUUAGAUUUUCCUUGCCCUUUGAAGAAAUUUCUUCUGCUAACCUUAUAGUCUUGCUACACUGGUAAGUGGAAGUAGGCUCCAGCUCAAUGUUGCAAAUGGCUAGGAAUCACUGGUAUGUAAAGGACAGCACACCUCACUGGGAUCCAACAGUUAAUUUUCAUUGUUUCCAAAUGCCAUAGCAACCCCUCUUGCCUAUUGUGUUUCCUUAAGAGAAAAAGUGCCAUAUUGCUAGUGUUGUCCUCUGGCUCCUGCCACCCACUAACCUUUAUUAACAGA
This is a messenger RNA of Nycticebus coucang (slow loris), 3235 nucleotides long. Its product is annotated as G patch domain-containing protein 4. Gene Ontology annotation, biological process: regulation of ribosome biogenesis. The record is from RefSeq and is a predicted model, not a curated record. NCBI's taxonomy places the organism in Eukaryota, Metazoa, Chordata, Mammalia, Primates, Lorisidae. Gene Ontology annotation, molecular function: nucleic acid binding. Gene Ontology annotation, cellular component: nucleolus. The transcript is spliced from 9 exons. Bases 1158 to 2444 code for a protein of 428 amino acids.